CUCUUAGCUGUAGAUUUCGAGAUUGAGGAUAUAGAGUUCAAGAAUGUUUAAAAGAUUUGUUUUUUUUUUGUCAUGAUUUUUGUAGAGAAAAAAGAGGAACAGAAGUGGUAAAAGAUGCUCAAAGGAAAAGUAAAGGAAGAAGAGAGAAUUGAGAAGAUCAUUCGUGGUCUUCUUAAGCUUCCAGAAAAUAAGAGAUGUAUCAACUGCAACAGUUUGGGGCCUCAAUAUGUAUGCACAACCUUCUUGACAUUCAUUUGCACAAACUGCAGUGGUGUACAUCGAGAAUUCACACAUCGAGUAAAAUCUGUGUCAAUGGCUAAAUUUUCUGCAGAAGAAGUAGAUGCUCUUCAGGCAGGGGGUAAUGAGCGAGCAAGGCAGAUUUAUCUUAAAGAAUGGGAUCCGCAUAGAAAUUAUUUUCCUGACGGGAGUAAUCUUCAUAGACUUCGUGAUUUCAUCAAGCACGUCUACAUAGACAGAAAAUAUGCUGGUGUUAGGCGUAAUGACAAGCUUUCAAUGGUUAAAGCGAGUGCAAAGGAGGACCUCCAAGAGCGGCAUUCUUUUGAAACAUCCCGUCGUGGUGCUAGAGAAGAAUUUUUUCAUACGGAUGAUGCUCGGAGAGAUGAUUUCUUUGAGCGGCACUCAUUUGAACAUUCUUUUCUAAGUAGAAACGAUGGCAGAAAUUUGAAAAAUCACAUUGAUGCAAGAAAUAGCCCUCGAUACAAACAAGAAAUGCUGAAGUCUGGAAGUCAGAAUAGCCGGGCACCUCGAUUUGAAAUAGUUGAUGAUAGGUUCCGGGAAAAUGGAUAUGGAUCUGUAAGGAAAGUUUUGACUCACAGAUACUCAGAUACAGAGUCCAGGGCUAGAAGCAGCUCACCAAUUUCACAAAAGAGCAGAGAUAUUUCCAAAGAGCCCGCAAUACGUCCACUAAAUGACAUUUUAGAUGACAAAAUUCCUCCUCUAAAAGUGGGAGAAUCUCCUAAAGCAAAUGCUGUUGAUGGCUCUGGCCAUGUUCAGACAGCAGGAAGCUACACAAUUCCAGGCUCUGUUGAUAAAAAGGAAGAGGAAAACAAGAAAGUGAAUACUCUUAACAGCUUGAUAGAUUUUGAUGCUAACCUUGAGCCUUCUGCAACAACAGCAGUAGUGCAGACUCAACAAACAGUUCCUGUUGGUGAUGGUAGCAAGAGUGCUGCCAUGUCUUCUGCAAAUGAGAAGGCCUCUAAUGCUCCAAAUGCUAAUUCACUUGAACUGCUAUUGUUUGGACUGGCACAUCCUGCAGGUAGCAUGCCUGAAAUGUCUCCUGGUGGUGACAAUCCAGCUGCUAUUGUAGGUUCAUCUAAUCCUGAUGUGGGUACAGUUACGAACAAUGUUGCAAUUACUACUGCUUCACACAUUGAAAAUGCUGCACCAUGCCCUGGUAAUAGCAGUGACUCUAAGGAUAAGCUUGCUGAUGCCCCAACGCUGCCAGCUUUGCAGCAAAGUGAGCCAUUUGGAGCCCCUCCAGUAAAUAGUAACUUUACUGCUCAGAAGGCUACUGCUUCUCUUGAAGCUGCAAACAAUGAGUCCUUGACUUCAGAACCUGAGCAUGCUAAAGUGCAACCAACCAAUACAUCAUUUGGACAAGCAACACAAGUUGUCCCACAGGCAGCUAAUGAUACUAGUUUGGGAAAUGAAUUACUCAGUGGAAGAAAAGAACUUCCAGCGGACCUUUUUACAUCAAGCUAUUCAUCAUUUGCUGCUGCAGUUCCAGGCUGGCAAUCCACUUCCCCUUAUGGAAUGGGAUAUGGCACUCAGUACCAUGUUACUGCAAUGUCCAUGGGAGCUCACCAAGAUUCGGUUAAAUCAAGGAACCCAUUUGAUAUUGGUGAUGAUGGUCCCUUAGCUCAAGGCACCAUGCUUCCUUCAAUGUCACCUUUGCAAGGACAGAUGCCAAAUAUGUCAACUUCGCAAGGGUUACAGCCUCAAGUAGUGCCAUAUUCAUCGGCAACGCAAACACACGGACCUCCUUAUGGAAUUAUGAGGCCUCCAGGAGUAUACAUGGGGCAACAGAUAGCAAAUAAUAUACUUCCUUCCAGACCGCAAGGAGCUAAUACCUUCCAUGUCAAUGAUGCUGCCUUUGCCUCUCUUAACCCUAUUAAACAGUCAAGUGGGAUGAACGAUGAUACUGCCUUUUCUUCUCUUAACCCCAUUCAACAAUCACAUGGCGUAAACCCCUCAUCAGCUACACCACAAUCCUACUCGUUGACAGGAGGAAAUCCAUUUGGAUAGCUGCAGACAAGUACACAUAGUUGAAUGUAGCACAAUAUGGUUCUUCUUUUCUGAUUUCUGACCCCAUUACAUCUGAAGAAUUUUGGUCGCUCGCUGCUGGAAUGAGCUAAAUUUUAAGUGAGCCAUCUAUGCGUUGUGAAUGUCCUUGUACCUUUAUGGGGAUGCAUAUACAAAGGAGUACUCUCAAAGUAUUACUAGAAAUCUGUGUAGUACAUGCUCUCAUGUGCUGUGUAUACAAAUUAGAAGUCAGAAACUUGAAAAUAGUGACAUCUGUAGCUGGGAAUAGGUCCAAAGACCACCAUACUUGCAAAAUUCAUAAAAAAAUAUAUAUAUUAUUUGAGAUUAUAGAAAAAGAAAAGAAAGGUAGAGGGUAAUGUCU
Coffea arabica (coffee) is the source of this 2644-nucleotide messenger RNA. RefSeq lists its product as uncharacterized. The record is from RefSeq and is a predicted model, not a curated record. Lineage: Eukaryota; Viridiplantae; Streptophyta; Magnoliopsida; Gentianales; Rubiaceae. Gene Ontology annotation, molecular function: GTPase activator activity.